AGACAGACAGACAGACAGACGUCGCUGCGCCACUACCGGCCAGUUCCCCCGGCUCCCCCCAGUACCCCUCCGCCGCGCGCGGCCCCCGCGGCCUGGCCAGAUUGUUACUGGCAGAAGUGCCGCUGAGAUCUGAAUCCUGGAACUUGCUUUCAAGCUCUUGAAACAAAGGACUUCUUUCUAAUUUGGGCAUGGCCAAUCGAGGAGCAACAAGACCCAACGGGCCAAAUGCUGGAAGUAAAAUUUGCCAGUUCAAACUAGUACUUUUAGGAGAGUCUGCAGUCGGCAAAUCAAGUUUGGUGCUUCGCUUUGUAAAAGGACAGUUUCAUGAGUUUCAAGAAAGUACGAUUGGAGCUGCUUUUCUAACCCAGACUGUAUGUCUCGAUGAUACGACGGUAAAAUUUGAAAUUUGGGAUACAGCUGGGCAAGAGCGGUACCACAGUUUAGCACCCAUGUACUACAGAGGAGCGCAAGCAGCUAUAGUGGUAUACGACAUUACAAAUGAGGAGUCGUUUGCCAGAGCGAAAAAUUGGGUCAAAGAACUUCAGCGACAAGCAAGUCCCAACAUCGUAAUAGCUUUAGCUGGAAACAAAGCUGAUCUAGCUAACAAAAGAGCUGUGGAUUUCCAGGAAGCACAAGCUUAUGCAGAUGACAACAGCUUAUUGUUCAUGGAGACGUCUGCCAAAACAUCUAUGAAUGUAAAUGAAAUAUUCAUGGCAAUUGCAAAAAAAUUGCCCAAGAAUGAACCACAGAAUGCAGGAGCCAGCUCUGCCAGAGGAAGAGGAGUAGACCUUACUGAACCCACACAACCACCCAAGAGUCAAUGUUGUAGUAACUAAAACAUCAAUUGCUUCAAACUGUUCUGAAUAUUCUUCUGCUUCCUAACUGUUAAUAACCAUGGAAUUGGAGUGCUUAACCUGGCCCAGCACAGCUUCCAAACACCGAAGAGACUUAUGAUAAUAGUCAAGUUCAUGAUACAGAGUUUACUUUUGACCUAAAAUUUUAACAUGCAUGUAUCCACCACUGGCUGUAAUGGUUCAGCAAUAGAGGAGAGAUGGAAGCGGAAUAAACUUCCUCCGGUUGAAAGGUUUUGAAAAUCACUUACCAUUAGGGGUGUAGAAGAACUACUUUCUGUGGACCUAACUGGCCAGUUCCUGUAGCCUCAAUACUGAUUGCUCUUAUAAUAAAUAGAAUUGGGAGUUUUUGUAAUUCUCAGUUGUGCUUUAAAACCUUUUUAGAAACACGGUCUAAAAAUUACUUAAACUUAUUCACAGUAUUGACGCAACUGAUUGUUUCUGCAGGUAUCCACUGUUUAGUUAUACAUUCCAUAGUUUAAUGAUAUAAUUACAAAUAAUACUUGCAUUUACAAUUUUAAGAACCCUAUGCUUGCAGGAAAGUGGAGUUUAAUUGUUACACUGUAUGUAAAUUAUAUCAACCCAGUUACUUAUCUAAAUGAAUUAGUGAUAAAUCAAGUUUUAACUUCAUUUCUGAUCUGUCCAGAGGGUACAGACCAGUAAGUUAAACUUCAUAGAAUCAUAGAAUGGUUUGGGUUGGAAGGGACCUUAAAAACCAUCUAGUUCCGACCCCCCUGCCAUGAGCAGGGACACCUUCCCCUAGACCAGGUUGCUCAAAGCUCCAUCCAACCUGGCCUUGAAUGCUUCCAGGGAGGGGACAUCCACAGCUUCUCUGGGCAACUUUAUGACUUAGAUUUCCUUUUUUUUCUUCUACAAACUGUAAGAGCUCUUCAAGUAAAACCACAACAAACCUGGUGUCUGUGACUUAUUUCUUGGUUUUGAUCAUUGCUGGCCAUUACAGUUUCUUUCUUACCUGAAGGAGAAAAAAUAGUGCACUAACAAUUAUGUACAUCCAAUUUGAUUUUAAAUUUGGAUAUUAAUGUACUGUAAAUAGGUACUCUGCAUUGUAGUCUACAUUUGUUUAAAAUUUUCUGUAAUAUUUAAGAGUUGCUUAAAGGUAUACAGAAUGUACAGUUACUUAAAGCUAAUUUUUUUCCUCUCUAAUCAAAGGGGGUUCGGAGUUCUUCCUUUAUGGCUAGAACAGUAAUAAAUGAUGCUCCUGUAUCUGUAACAUAAGUACUGCUGUCUGUCAGUAAUGAACUUUGCAACUUUGUUUUCCAAAGUACAUUUGAUUUUGAUCUGUCCAGUAUAUUGCACUAAUUCUUUUAGUUAUUUUCAUUAUAUGAAAUCUACCAAGUGUGUCAGAAGAGAUUAAUUAGUCUAUUUAAAUGUUGAACUGAUAGCAGAAACUUGUGCAGAUUUUAAAUUUGCAGUAAUCUGGUUUAGCAAGGAUAAUGACAGUUCACCAGUGUUUAGUUUUAUAUUGAGGUGCUCAGGUUUGAAUAAAGUGGUUUAAGAAGAAAAAAAAAAAGAUUUUUGAUUACUGUUUCUUAUUGAGAGUUACAUAAGGUUUUAUUGCAUUUGCACAGUUCCAGACAAGAUGUCUGUUUUGCUAUAUGGGUCAGUGUUUAAAAUUAAGUCAUUUUGUGACACAGCUAAAUACGAGCUUGUACUGUAUUUGCUGUGGCACUCUAGUUAUCUUAUGAUAACUUUCUAAAUGUUGAGGUAAUUUGGUAUCUUAUCACAUCCAUUCAGGAGCACAACCAAAACGGUAACGUUAUCUGUUGAACCUGCAGCUAAUGCAGUCUUUACGAGUUGUUCACUGAUGUAGCUUGCUGCAUUGUUGUGGACUGUUCCACAAGUGGCCCUGCCUCUUUCUGCAGUUUGUGAAUCGCAAUUGGAUGGGUGUAUGUUUGUGUCCUCUUCAAAAUGCGGUGGUGAUUUAGAACCCACUGGUGAUGCAGUCUCCAGCAGUUCUUGACCAGUGUAACCUGCAGGUUUGUCACAACAUGUGUUGGAGUCAAUUUUUUCUGCCAGUUGUGGACCAGAGUCAUAGUUAGAUAAGCAUGCAUUUGUAUCUUUUGGGGGCUGUUUCCAGUCUUCAGACCCUACUGCCAGUACAUUCUCUUGCUGCUUUUUUUGGGUGCAACUUGGAUCUGUCAUGCAGAAAGUUUCAGUGUCUGUUUCUUCUUGCUCUGCAGUCUGUGACUGUGGCGGAAAACUCAUGGACAGAUACACUCCUCUGUCCUCAAAGUGUUUCAGUUCUUCAGAGCCAUCUUGUGUGCUAGAAUCAGACUGUUUUAUCUCUCUGUUCUGUGAACUUACUUCAUUGCUACUGAAAAGAGAGAGUUCUGGAUCAGCUUGAUUUUUGUUGUCAUCAGUUUCCUUGGGAAAAAUGUCUUUACUGGAAUAUAGUAUCUCUGUUUCAUCUUGCAGAUCACUAAUGGCCUUUGAGUCAUUUAAGUUGUCAUCAGUGAGGGGCAUCAAAACCUGAGACUUACACAGGAAAGUUCUGUUCUGUUGAAUACAUUCAUACAUUCUUAAGUAAUGAGUGAACAUUGUUAGUGUUAAUGUAAGUACUUCAUUGCAAUCCAAAACCUCCCAAAGCCCAUUAGAAGCUAAAAUAAGAAACUGACAAGUAUCAUCAAUAGGGACAGAUGCAGUAUGAGGUACAGGUAUAACAGAUCUUUUCAGUACUGGAUCUCCAUGAUGUCCAAGACCUCUUGUAGUUCUCAGGUACCCCUCUACUAAUCCGUCUGGUUCGUUAGUGCUGAUGUUUCCACCAUUCUGAAGUAUGCGUCUUCUCUCGCUUACAUUAGAAGUGCUGUGCUCUUUUGAGAGGCAGUAACUCUUUCCAUUUUUACAUAAGACUGCAUGCGCAUUACCUAAAAUUGAAGUAAGAUAGUAUUUUCAAUUGUAGCAUAAUGUUUUUUAAGAUACUGCUGUUACAUUAUCAGCCUGUUGCAACAGUCUGGGAUAAAAAGCUGAGGUCAUAGUUCAAUUAUCUACUGCCACGGGCAACAAUGUGUCCAUCAGUGAAUUUGGUUCUGUAUUACUGCAAAGUUCUCUGUGGGUUUGUUGUGGUUUUUUUUCCCUCCCAUUAUUUGUAAGACUAUUCCAGAACCACCUUCUUUUAACUGCAGCUAAACUCUUCUGCGGAGUUAAGUGACAUUUCAGCUUAAAGUAGAUAGAAGUGAUGCACCUUGAGUUUAUUUCAAAGCAAGAGUACAUAUUUUUCACAAAUACUACCUUUUCCUAGAACAGUGUGUGCUUGCAAAAUAUUACGGCUGAAUGAACUCAUCACAAAGUUUCAGGUUCAGACUAUUUCUAGCAGUAUAAAAUUUAUAGUACCUGAAAAUAAUUUGGACGUUGUAUAUAAAAUUUACAGUUUACUAACAUGAUGCCUUAAAUCUCUUCCUCUUUUUAAGGGGCCCAGGGGAGCAAAAGUUCUCUCAGUCAUCAUGAGAAGUCAAGGACUAAUUUCCUUUAGUAGGAAUAGAUUCUUUCCCUCUAUGCUUUUGAAAUCUGCAGGGUGAGAAUGAAAAGUGUUAAAAAUUGCAACACUGCAGGUGACUAGUCUUGUCAGACUUGAAUGCAGAGCAUGAAGGAAAGCAGCUCUGAAACAAAGUGAUGUAUUGUUUGAGAUCCUCUGGCUACACAGGGGGAAGACCGUUUUUUGUGUUACUGGCCUGCUCCCAUGUGUUGGCAUAAGGGCAAAAGUGAUGUCUUGCAGAAGGAACUCGAGUGGGAUGGUAGCUUUCCAGAUGCUAAGCUGGCCACAGUGUGUUCAUUUAUAUUGUCGUCUUAGUAUCUGGCUAGACUAGGGCACAGAUUUCUGGAAAGUGUGUAUAAGUAGGCACUGCUUAUAAAGUAGCUGUAAUUCUUGGGAUGUAUUGGCAUUGUUUUAUGUAGGAGACAGCUAGGAAUAGUUUGUGUGAAGGCAGAUUUCUCUCGAAGGUGAUUCAGAAUAUCAAACCGAAGGGCACACCUUUUUUAUUGGUUACAGAAUGUAGAUGCCUUAAGUUACGCUGUGUGAAUGUUUCCUUGUGCUUGCUCCCUCCUGACUUCCAUGGAGAGCCAGAAGAUUGUCUAAAAUUUCCUUUGAACCCUUGGAGUAAGACCAGCAGCUGUAAGCCUAACAAAGGGCACAUUUAUAUAACCCACAUGGAACAAUUUGACUGCAAGAAAGUAAAAUCUAGUUGCUUUUGGAUGCAAGUCUCUUCUUUGCAAACCAGGGACAAGGUAAAAGAAUUGUCAAAAGCUAGCUGACCUAUCAAUGUGGGACUAAAUGAAGAAGACAAAGCUGGCUGAUGCCACCAUCUCCUGCUCCUCAUAUCUGAACAUCCUCUUCAGUUGCUUACGUGGUGCUGAAGGAACAUGUCUACUUCUGUAAGAACACAUUUCUGGGGGGAAAAUGAAGCUCGAUGUUGUGCAAAUCUUUCUUUUGAUGUGAUACGUUUGGUGGAAAACUAAGUGUAUUAGAUUCAAUAAAUGUGUAUUUAGAAGUGGUUAAAAAA
Molecule: messenger RNA, 5368 nt
Organism: Apus apus (common swift)
Lineage: Eukaryota; Metazoa; Chordata; Aves; Apodiformes; Apodidae
Gene: RAB5A
Product: RAB5A, member RAS oncogene family
Exons: 6
Coding region: 189-836 (215 amino acids)
Molecular function (GO): GTPase activity; GTP binding
Source: RefSeq, a predicted model, not a curated record